CAUACUAGUGUGACGCCCAUUAGGUUGAGAAAUACAUAGAUGAAUUUGGUUAGUUUCCAUUCAUAAUUUACAAGUGUUGAAUAUAGAAUGCUUAUAGAAAUGAGAUCUGUGCUAUUGUCUCUUAUAUUGACGAUGUCACUGACAUUUGUGACAUCUAACACAACACAAGUAUGUCAAGAGGUGAAACAUUGUUACUGCCAGUUUUCAUCGUCACAGUAUCUUGACUUGACAACUUUACCACAAAGUUUGACAACGACGCACGAGUUUUCAACGUAUGUCAUUCAGCUGUGCAAACCGUUCACUAAGAAAGGAUGCGAAAGUGUCUUGGGUUGCAAGGAGCCACUUGUGGGUCAAUAUGAUUCUAUUGGCACCAAACUCAACUUUGUCAGUGAGUCACUAGUUGAGUUACUAGACGGAGACAAGGGAAGAUCAUCAAAGAUUGUUCUAGAAUGUAGCAGAGACAGCAAAACGCAGUUUAGUUUUGUUAAUCAAACUAAAGAACCCAGUUUUACCUUUAAACUUAUAAGCAAUGAAGUUUGUAUCAAGACAUUACCAACAACAACGGCAAUCACAACAACUGCAACUACACCAUCCACUACCCAACAUACAAAUGCGACUACUCCAACCACCAUUCCGACCAAUGCGACAACUGCAACCACACAUUCAACCAACGCCACAACUGCAACCACACAUUCAACCAAUGCCACAACUGCAACCACUCAUUCAACCAACGCCACAACUGCAACCACCCAUCCAACCAAUGCCACAACUGCAACCACCCAUCCAACCAACGCCACAACUGCAACCACCCAUCCAACCAACGCCACAACUGCAACCACCCAUCCAACCAAUGCCACAACUGCAACCACCCAUCCAACCAACGCCACAACUGCAACCACCCAUCCAACCAACGCCACAACUGCAACCACCCAUCCAACCAACGCCACAACUGCAACCACACACAUCACGUCCCCAAUAACUACUCAGCCUACUACUACUCAUAAAGCUGGAGCCAAUAUAGUCAGCUCCUGUACAGCGGUCACUUUGUUGAUAUUGUGUUUUGUCACAAACAAGCUAUCACACUAAGAGUGUCUCAAUAAAACUUAAGAACUGUCACAUAUCAAUCAAGACAUGACAGUGGGACUAUUUUGUUGUGUACUUCAACUCAUCUACUAAUUGAAUGUUUUGAUAUCAACGCAUAAAAAACAUCAUCAGAAAACAAUCAUCUCUGGUCCGAAAUAAACGAAUAUUGUUCAACACUUUGGAAAAACCCAACAGUACGUGAAGUGAUUCAACAGUCGCCUGAUAACACACACUCAGGUCUGGUGCGUGCCGUGAGACACAACUUAGUGGACACACUCGUACCAAUCUAUCAAUAGCAUUAGCUAUCUGAUUAAGACACCCAUGCUCCUUUGUUGACGUGAAGAAGCUAAGGUUUAUGUUAUCGUCAUUGUUAUCAGCACCAAAAGUCCACAACAAACUUACUAGAUCAUUUAUCAGUUGAUUACAAAAGUAGAUAGCAGGACGUGGGUGGGCGUGUCUUUAUGUGAUAUCUUAAUAUGUGUAUAUAAAUAAAAUAACUAAAACUAUUCUAAAACGCUCA
Biomphalaria glabrata is the source of this 1603-nucleotide messenger RNA. RefSeq lists its product as uncharacterized. Bases 88 to 1086 code for a protein of 332 amino acids. Lineage: Eukaryota; Metazoa; Mollusca; Gastropoda; Planorbidae. The record is from RefSeq and is a predicted model, not a curated record. The transcript has 6 exons.